GAGAUCAUAACAGCAGUGGAGUGUAACUGUUUCCUGGUGCUCUUCCACCGAAAGACUAAUCAUUUUUGCUCUUGACUGACCGUUGUUGGUGCUCUCCGUUUUAUAAGAGACGAUGUCCCUGUCUGGGUGGGUGUGUGUGGUUACUGGCGCCUCCAGGGGCAUUGGCAGAGGAAUAGCGCUGCAGCUGUCUGAGGCAGGAGCUACUGUUUACAUCACAGGGCGCCAGCAGAAGGCUCUGGUAGAAACUGCUGCACAGAUCAGUGAGAGAGGAGGAAAAUGUGUGCCAGUUGUAUGUGAUUCUACAAAAGAUGAAGACAUUGAAGAGCUUUUUGAACGCAUCAAACGUGAACAGCAUGGCAGAUUGGACAUCCUGGUUAAUAACGCCUAUGCUGGAGUACAGUCUAUCUUUGACAACAUGGGGAGGAAGUUUUGGGAAACUGAUCCGUCCAUUUGGGAUUCCAUCAACAAUGCGGGACUCAGGGGGCACUACAUUUUCUCAGUUUAUGGCUCCCGGCUGAUGGUGGCUCAAGGUCGCGGUUUGAUCGUGAUCGUCUCAUCUAUCGGUGGGCUGAGUUACCUGUUCAAUGUGUCAUAUGGAGUUGGGAAAGCUGCAUGUGACAGGCUGGCAGCAGACAUGGCGCAGGAGCUAAAGAGUAGCGGCGUGGCCUCCGUCAGCCUGUGGCCAGGAGCAGUUCAAACGGAGAUGAUAUCUGAGCUUAUCCUGCAAGAAGAACCACAAGGUCUGGAUUCCAAGAUGGUAGAAGUGUUUAAAAAUGGAGAAACCACAGAGCUGAGCGGGAAGUGCAUUGUCAACCUGGCGAAAGAUAAAAAUCUCAUGUCGCUGACUGGGAAGGUGCUCAUGAACUGUGAUCUGGCGAGGCGCUAUGGGAUACGAGAUGUCGAUGGGCGGAUUGUGGCUGAUUAUUUUUCCCUAAAAUACUUACUGACUCAGAUGCCGUACCUCUCGUGGCUCUCAGUGAUGGUCCCCUCAUUCCUGCGCCUGCCGCACUUUGUGCUCAGUCUGGCAAACAGCCGCUUCUAAGGACUUCAGCAUCAGCGUCAACGCCAUAUUACUGUAACCCAGAGCUGUGAUAUUUAUGCUUAAAGGCGACAGCCACUACAAUUAUAUGAGUAAUGAAUGAAGUAUCACGAUUUACACUUAAUAUCCUCUGAAUGUGUGUUUAAACAGUUAGAAAGAUAUACGUAUCUGCUCCUGUUUGAGUAUUUCAUGAUUGCUAAUCUGUGAAGUUAAGAGUUAAAAGAGGUUAACAAGAAAGCCUUAUUUUUUGUCCAGCAAAUGUUUUGACAAAUAUCAGACAAAGCUGAACCCUAAAAAGGUGAUUCUAACAACUGCAACGUAAAUGUAAGACGUGAGGCAGGUUCCUGUAUCAAGUGUUAAUUUACACUAGCUAAUAAGCUUAAAUUCAAAAUAAACUGUGAUGCAAGCGACUUUAAAUGUCUUGGUAUUGUUAAAAUAUUAGUGGUCUACUCUAAAGACAUUAUUAGAGAAAAUAUACCCUUAGUGAGGUGGUGGAUUCAUCACUCAAACUCCUAGCUGUAUUAACAAACUAAGUUUAAGUAGAUUGCCUUUUUCUCUUCAUGUCUUGCCUUGAAAUAAGAUAUAAUAUUGCCUCAUUAGAUUGUUUUAUAUA
This is a messenger RNA of Cololabis saira (Pacific saury), 1652 nucleotides long. RefSeq names its product dehydrogenase/reductase SDR family member 1-like. The transcript has 9 exons. NCBI's taxonomy places the organism in Eukaryota, Metazoa, Chordata, Actinopteri, Beloniformes, Belonidae. The record is from RefSeq and is a predicted model, not a curated record. Bases 113 to 1042 code for a protein of 309 amino acids.